Molecule: messenger RNA, 2249 nt
Organism: Hippocampus zosterae (dwarf seahorse)
Lineage: Eukaryota; Metazoa; Chordata; Actinopteri; Syngnathiformes; Syngnathidae
Gene: parp2
Product: poly (ADP-ribose) polymerase 2
Exons: 17
Coding region: 98-2077 (659 amino acids)
Molecular function (GO): NAD+ poly-ADP-ribosyltransferase activity; zinc ion binding
Source: RefSeq, a predicted model, not a curated record
AGGAAGUGGAAAGUUUCCCGCCCACUUUUUAUUCAACGGUUUUUGUUUACACUGCGGCGCUGCGGAGCUAAUAUUGUAAUCUAUUUUAUUAACCGUCAUGAGACGGUCUACAAGAAUUUCCAGAAGAAAACCUUUGCCUGAAAAUGAAGAAAGCUCAUCUGAGAAAGUUGUGUGGCAGUGGCAGGGUGACGAAGGCCAGUGGGAGGCCUACUCUCCAAACGACUGUGCCUUGCUGGACUCGGCCGUGACCUCGGGGCAAACCCGCUUGUCCCUGACGUUGGGUUCAGGAUUGGUCUACCAGCUGGAUCUGAAGAAGAUGAUCCAAAUCAACUCCGUCACCAAAUACAAGAGGAAGAUCCGCUCGCAGACACUAAAAGCAGAUGAGGCAGGUUCUGAUGACACCGGGGGAGAGGCCAGUGGUCCCAACGGGGUUCCUGCGGAGGUUAAACAGGAGGCAGAGGAGAGCGAGGAGCAGCCGAUUAAAGGCAAGAGGAAAAGAGGCAACAGCGCGAGCCAAGUCAGCAGAACAGACAAGAAACUCAAGGAAGAGACGCCCAGUCAAGAGGUUGUGAAGACAGUGGUCAUGAAGGGAAACGCUCCAGUGGACACGGAAUGCCAAGCCAAGCUUGGAAAGGCUCACGUUUACAGCGAAGGAGGGGACAUUUACAACGUGAUGCUCAACCAAACCAACCUUCAGUUCAAUAACAACAAAUACUACCUGAUUCAGCUGCUUGAGGAUGAUGCGGCCAAGGUGUUCAGUGUGUGGAUGAGGUGGGGCAGAGUGGGCAAAAAGGGCCAGUCUAGCCUGACGUCGUACGGUGGAGAUCUACUGAAGGCUAAAGAUCUCUUCAAGAAGAAGUUCUUGGAGAAGACAAAAAAUGAGUGGGAGCACAGGGCAAGCUUUGAGAAGGUGGCAGGAAAGUACGACCUGGUCUACAUGGACUUUGGCACAAGUAAAAAGGAGGAGAAGCAGACCUCCAUGGUCGCCGAACCAUCGAAGAAGAUGUCCAAGCUGAAUGUGAAGGUCCAGUCUCUGCUGGAACUCAUCUGUGACAUCAAAGCCAUGGAGGAAGUGGUGCUGGAGAUGAAGUUUGAUACUCGCAAGGCUCCACUUGGCAAACUAACCGUGGAGCAGAUCAGCGCCGGCUACACGGCGCUCAAGAGGAUCGAAGCGUGUCUGAAAAGGAAAAAUGGUGGCAGCGAGCUGGUUGAAGCUUGCAAUCAAUUCUACACCCGCAUCCCACAUGACUUUGGGCUAAAAACGCCGCCUCUAAUUCGGACGGAAGAUGAGCUGAAGAAGAAGAUUGAAUUGUUAGAGGCUCUUAGUGACAUCCAGAUUGCGGUAAAAAUGGUGGAGAGCAGCAGCGACGGCGACGAGCAUCCUCUGGACCGCCACUACCACACCCUCAACUGCAAGCUAGACCCUCUGGACCCCCUCGGCGAAGAAUACAAGGUGAUCGAAAAGUACCUGCAGUCCACGCACGCCUCCACGCACUGCGAUUACACCAUGAGUGUGAUGGACAUGUUCGCCGUGGACCGCGACGGCGAGAGCAGCCAUUUCCUGUCGCACAUUCACAACAGGAUGCUGCUGUGGCACGGGUCCCGUCUCUCCAACUGGGUGGGCAUCCUCAGCCAGGGGCUCAGAGUGGCGCCCCCCGAAGCUCCCGUCACAGGUUACAUGUUUGGCAAAGGCAUCUACUUCGCUGACAUGUCCUCCAAGAGCGCCAACUACUGUUUUGCCAGGAACCACAACCAAGUGGGCCUGCUGCUGCUCUGUGAGGUCGCCCUGGGAGACAGUAACGAGCUGCUGGACGCAGACUAUAACGCCAACAACCUACCGGCUGGCAAACACAGCACCAAGGGCAUUGGGCGGACUGGACCUGACCCUCAGAAUUUUGUCACUCUGAAUGGCGUGACGGUUCCCAUGGGUCCCGGCGUCACGACAAAGAACUCAGCCAGGUGCUCUCGGGCCGGUGCUUACUCGCUCCUGUACAACGAGUUUAUCGUAUACAACCCAGCGCAGACACGCAUGCGCUACCUGCUGAGGGUCCACUUCAACUAUGCGUCCCUGUGGUAACCUCAACGCAUACGCGAACAUGUUUUAAAGUUACAAUAUUUUACUGCUUACUCACAUGCCUCACAUGAAGGAAUGUCGCGAUAAAUUCUACCGUCAGUGUCCUAACUAUCGUGCGAAAAUCUACAUAUGCAUUUUAAUUUACUCUAAGUACAAAAUAAAGGUGGAAGACUUU